Pseudonaja textilis is the source of this 3434-nucleotide messenger RNA. RefSeq names its product nucleolar protein with MIF4G domain 1 (gene NOM1). Gene Ontology annotation, molecular function: RNA binding; protein binding. Gene Ontology annotation, cellular component: nucleolus. The record is from RefSeq and is a predicted model, not a curated record. Lineage: Eukaryota; Metazoa; Chordata; Lepidosauria; Squamata; Elapidae. Gene Ontology annotation, biological process: ribosomal small subunit biogenesis.
GCCUCUCCCGUGGGGCACUCCCAAGAUGGCAGCGCCCAUGAGCCGCGGCGACGUGUGACAAGUAACGGGGGCGAUUGCGGCCUGGGCUAUGAAGCUGGAGAUCUGUUCCUCUUCGGCGGCUGAGAGCAGCCAGUCCGGUAGGAGGAGAGGCGGACGGAGGCGGCCUCCGCCGAAGAAGCAGCCGCCGAUCGGGAAGUUGCACAAACUGGGGCUGUCGGUGAAGGGGUUCGUGGAGGCCGCGGCGGGGCCCGAGGGCGACGGCGAUGGCAGCGGCUCCUCCGGGGCCCUUCAGCAGCCGGCUUGGAACGGCCGCCGGAGUCGACGGGACAUGAGGCGAGAGAAGCGCAAGCUGAAGCGAGGGCGGCGGAAGCGACUCCAGAUCGUCAACGGGGAAGCGAAGAGGCUGCUCCCAUCACGGGCAGGCCCCGUUAGGAAGGGGAUCCCGCCGCCGCUGGAAGAAGAUCGAGAAGAAGAAGAAGAAGAAGUGGAAGAGGAGAAGCUGCCGCCGCCACCGCCACCGCCACCCGAGCUUCAGCCGCGGGCCCAGCAGUCCCGGUCAGCUCCCUCUGCUACGGCCGCGACUCGCAAAAGAGCCUUGCUGGCAGCCAACGAGGCGGAGCAGCGGGAGAUCCGCCGCCUGGAGCGGCAAUUGGGGCUCCACAAGCGCCGCAAGAAGCAGCGAGGGGGAGGCGGUCAGGAGGGGGAAGCGGCGGCGGCAUCAUCCUCAUCCUCCUUGCCCCAAAGCUUCUCUCGGGACGGGCUGGAUUACGUGCUGGGAGCGCUGAAGUCCGAGGCCGCUUUCUCGGGCCUCUACGACAAUGGCCUGGCGGGAGAAGGUGAAGGAAGCGGGAGUGAAGAAGAAGAAGAAGAAGAAGAAGAAGGCCUGAGCCCGGUUGAGGACGGAAGCUCCGGGGAUUUCAGCCCAGAGGAAGGAAGCGAAAGCGAAGAAGGGGAGUCCAGCCAAGAGGCUACUGGGCUGGCUGGGGGAUUCUCGGUGUUCAAACCCGCAGAUCUUAAUGUUGCCGCGGUUGAAAAACAGACCUGCCAAGCAUGGAGGAGGCCUGAGAAUCCUAACCAAGUUGCUGUAAAGCAUGUUCCUCCUCAAAUGCGAAUUUCCGAAGAGCCAGUAGAUUCCAAAAAGAAAGAAGAAUUGGAAAGACUAAAGAAAACAGUGAAAGGUCUGAUUAAUAGGUUGAGUGAAUCAAAUCUAGCCUCCAUCAGUGGGCAGUUGGAAGAACUGUAUAUGACAAACAGUAGAAAAGAUAUGAAUGAAACAUUAACAGAUAUUCUUAUUGGUGCUUGUGUUAUGGAAUCAGCAGUGCCAUCCCGACUCCUGUUGGAGCAUGUUCUUUUGGUUGGUGUUCUUCAUCAGACUGUGGGAAUCGAGGUUGGUGCUCAUUUUCUGGAAACUGUGGUGAGGAAAUUUGAUGACAUCUACAAAAGCGAAGCCGAAGGGAAAGAAUGCGAGAACUUGCUGGUUUUAAUUGCUAAUUUAUAUAAUUUUUAUGUAGUUCAUUCAGUGCUGAUCUUUGACAUCUUAAAGAAGCUUGUUAGCACUUUUUCUGGAAAGGACAUUGAACUGAUCUUGGUGCUGCUGAAGAACGUGGGCUUUUCCUUGAGGAAGGAAGAUGCCCUAGGACUAAGGGAACUUAUCAAUGAGGUCCAGAAAAAAGCAAAUGCAAUGGGGAAACAAUUCCAGGACCAGUCAAGGGUUUGCUUUAUGCUGGAGAUUAUGUCGGCGCUAAAAAACAAUGACAUGAGGAAAAUUCCUGGUUAUGACCCAGAACCCACUGAAAAAUUACGAAAACUACUGAGAACAUUGACACACAAUAGUAGUUCCGGAAAAGAAUCUCAACUUCGUGUGUCAUUGGAAUCUCUCCUCAGAGCUGAUCAGGUUGGUCGUUGGUGGAUUGUUGGGUCCUCUUGGAGUGGUGCUCCGAUGAUUGACAGCACAAACAACAAAACUGAACAAAUACUACCUGUGGGAAAGGUAAACUCAAAAAUUCUGAAACUCGCUUGUAAGCAAAGAAUGAAUACUGAUAUCAGAAGAAAUAUAUUUUGCAUCUUGAUGACAAGUGAAGAUUUUUUGGAUGCCUUUGAAAAACUUUUGAAGCUUAAGCUUAAAGACCAACAGGAGAGAGAGAUAGCCCAUAUCCUCCUAGAUUGUUGCCUGCAAGAGAAGACUUACAAUCCCUUCUACGCAUAUUUAUCCGCCAAGUUCUGUGAAUACGAAAAGCGAUUUCAGAUCACAUUCCAGUUCAGUAUUUGGGACAAAAUCAGAGAUUUAGGAAGCCUGUCCACCACUGCUUUCUCCAACUUAGUUAAACUUGUGACUCACCUGCUAAAGACUAAAUGGCUCUCUCUUACUGUCUUCAAGGUGAUUGAAUUCAGUGACUUAGAUAAGCCAAAAGUUAACUUUCUGCGACAGGUGUUGUCUGCAUUAUUCCUAGAAACGGAACAAGAAGUUCUCAACCAUAUGUUUGAAAAGUUGGCUGACAAUCCCAAGAUGGGGAUGCUACAUGAAGGCUUGAAGCUUUUUCUGACACAUUUCUUGAUGAAAAAUACUCAAGCUCACCCAGAUAUUAAAGAAGGUGCUUUACUAAAAGAGAAAAUUGAUCUUGUAACUCAAACGCUGAAAGCAAAAGAAUCGAGAGUGAAAUUAUAAUAGCAAGAACAUGCUAUAGAGUUUCCCUUAUGAAAAAUAGAGAAAAUGUUUGGGUAAUGUGGUGUCAUAUGAUCUACAAAUGUCAUUGUUCUAUAUAACUUCACAAAAACAUGGAAUAAGGUUUUAUAUUGAGAUUUAUAUGCAUAUAUUUAGAAAUAUAUGCACAUAUAAAUAAUCAGGGCUUUUAGACAAGACAAAAUCACCAAUGAACAUUGGGAGAUUUGGGGCAAAAAAUGAAGUUUUAUUUCAAAUGUACCUUGAUAUUUUACUUUCUUUUAAAGCUACACUUGGAGCAUUGAGUGGGAUUUAUACAUAAUAAAUAGUAAUCAUGUACAAGUUAAUUUUAUAUUUCUCAUCCCAUUUUAUUCUGUUAGUAAAUUUUUAUUUUGUUUUAAUGCGGAAGCUUAAAUUCCCUACUGUUUUGCUAAAUUACCAUUGUGUAUAAUUUAAAGAUGUACUUUCUACAUACAGUAAAUGAGAAUGUCAUACUUUAAUAAAAAUAAUACAUAAUUUUUAUAUUACUGAUUCAUCUUACUACUAUAACUUAUUUGUACUAGUAAUUCUCCCUUGUGAGAUGGAUGGGCCUUGUGUUCUCUUACAGAUCAGUUCGGUAAUGCUGCCAAAAAUACUAUAUGGCUGCAGGGAUCAGAUGUUGAUCUCAAGUAGCUCAAUAAUUUGAAAUAAGUGUAGAUUUGUCAGAUAAAACUCAGAUUCCCCAAAGUCUGUAGGACCAGAAAGCGUACAUGCACAUACACUCCAUACACACACA